UACCAUCAAAGAUUUCACCAAGCUAAUAUGUCCCACGUCCUGAGCAUAUUUAAGAAGUCUAAAUUUUGUAUGCUGAUCAUGAUCUUUCUCAGAUUCUUCUGAGAGGAGACUUAUUGGCCCUCAGUAGGGAUCACACUUGGCUAUGCAGCUAUGAUGGCGUGAACACAGAAGCUUGAGAAGUCAAACAUAUCGAACAAUAGAUUUGUCCUUCUAAUGGCUCAUUUCAUUACUUUUAUUAAAGUACUAACUAGUAUCAGUGCAACCAUCAGGAAAAAUGAAGAAUUUCCAAGAGGCUUAAGCAUUGGUGUAGUGAUAAGCUUAAUCCUAACUAUGGAGUCAAUGAAGACCAUCGAGCCCGACUACCGAAAAUCAAUAAAGUUCUUCAUGUUCUAUUGGUCUAUCUACCUAGGAAGUCUUUGAAUGUACUACCAAACCAUCAUCAUUGAGGAGGUUGUCACAUUUAUUGCCCUUUUCUACCUAGUUUUUGAAAUUUAUAAAGAGAAUUAUUAUCUGAGCGAUUCACUCACAGAGAUUUUCUACGACUUCCACAACGACCCAGUCAUCAUUUUUGAUGAUUUCAUGAAUAUCAAAUGAAACAAGAAUUUUCUAAUGUAUUUUGGAAAUCUAGUUAGCUGUGAGAAGAUAAGACACCAUUCUCAGAUGCUCACCAAGAUUCUUAACCCCCAGAAAAGAAUAUUUGAGCUCAAGAAGGACGGAGUGGUUAAGCUCUCUUUACUUGAUAUUUUUACUAAGUUAAAAAAUUCAAUGAACCAGAAAGAGGUUAUAGUAAGAGAUAAGGGCGAAGAGAAAAUUUUUAUGCUUACUAUCUAUAAGCUUGAGAAUUUGUAUCACUCAAAAGUCAUUUGUACUUUAAAGGAUACUACUAAUAUCCAUCAGCUAAACCAGGCAAAAUCUCAAGUUGAGUUCAGGUCUGUCAUUAUGGGGUGUCUCACUCAUGAGUUAAGGACUCCUGUGAACUGUGCUAUCUCCAUUCUUGACACUCUCCAGGAUUAUCUUCAUGACUCAAGCGAGGCAAGAAAGCUAAUGUCUAUCUGAAAGAGCACAAUUGAGCUUUUAAGGUCCCUCACCGAAGAUUUUAUUGAUUUCACAAGGUUUGAAAAUAACAAAGGACUUCCUAUCCAAAAGGAAGCGGUUGAUUUGAGUAAAUUCUUUGACGAUAUCGAAAAUAUUUUCGUGUUCCAAGCUGAAGAAAAAGGAAUAACCUUUGAGAUCAAUAUGGAUAAGUCUUUACCUUCGACAAUAAGAACAGACCCUAAAAGGCUGAAGCAAAUUAUCUUAAAUCUAUUGAGUAAUUCGUUCAAAUUCACUCAAAAAGGUAAGAUAGCUAUCAAUUUGUACUGAAAGAAGGCCAAUGUUGAUCAGGCGCGGCGAAGACUGGGAAGCAAUGAUAAUCAUGAAAUGACAAAGACGAUUAUUCGCCCUAAGAACCCACCUGCUACUAUUCAAGAAGUGUCCAUGCCAACAUUGAAAGGAUUGCUCAGGACGAAGACAGGUAUGUCGAAAUUCAGGCCUUCCUCGAACCAGAAGAAUUCAGAGAGUGAGAGCGAUCUCAGCGAAGAAUCUUUCCUAUAUAAAUUCCUUCAUAUCGAAGUUGUCGACACAGGAUGAGGAAUGGACAAAAAGAAUUUAAGCGAGUUAUUUACUAAGUUCAAAACAGGGAAUAAACAAGGUAUGAAUGCUAAUGGGCUCGGCCUAGGCUUGUAUCUUAGUAAAGAAAUCUCUGAGAAGCUAGGCGGAGAUAUAUCAUGUGACUCUAUCAGAGGAAAAGGCUCAACUUUUACCAUCAGGCUUCCCUUCGAUUCAUUAAAAGAAGUGAAAAGCAUUCUUAAUAAGUUCCAACCUUCAAAAUUCACCCACAAGGCAGAAUCUUCACCUUCAAUAGGAAUUGGAGAAGCUUUUUCAGAAUUUACUGCUAUAAACACACCGCUAGACGGUUUUGACCAGCAGUAUUCCAGCAAGCCUCUAAAGAAAAUUUUCAGCUUUGAUGAAGAGGAGAAAUCCUGAUAUACCUUCAAUAAAGGAAAUAGAAAGCGUGGAGGCUCGCUCCUUGGUAGUUCAAAGUCUAGCAAGAUAGACAGCUUCUUUACAGAACAACCUCAGAUCAAGAUUCAGCCCCUAAAGAAAUGUGAUUGAAAGAUCCUGGUGGUCGAUGACGUUCCUUUUAAUAUCUUAUCUAUCGAGAUGAUGAUUAAGAAUAAGUUUAACCUCGAAAUUGAGAAGGCAUUUAGUGGUGAAGAAGCUAUUGCUGCAGUCAAGAACAAGCUAAACACCCCCUGUUGCCAAGUCUUCCCAUUAAUUAUCAUGGAUUAUUACAUGCCACCUGGAAUCAACGGAGCAGAUACUGCGGCUAAGAUAAGAGAAAUUUUGGGAGAUAAAAAGUGAAAGAUUGUAUUAUUGACUGCCCAAAGAGAGGGAGAUUUCGAUUAUCAUAAGAGCAAUCAAUAUUUUGAUGGCUUCUUCUCAAAGCCUAUUAAAAUAGAAGAGAUAGAAGGACUGAUCAAUGAGGUAUAAUUCUA
This is a messenger RNA of Moneuplotes crassus, 2537 nucleotides long. Lineage: Eukaryota; Ciliophora; Spirotrichea; Euplotida; Euplotidae. The record is from the annotation of a GenBank genome assembly.